CAAAAUGACCGAUAAGAUGGAUAUGUCUUUAGACGACAUUAUCAAACAGAGCAGGCAGCAGAGAGGUGGAGGCCGGGGAGGAAGAGGCCGUGGCCGCGGAGGCACAGGCAGCGGCCGGGGUGGAGGCGCUGGGCGACUCGGAGGCGGCGGCGGAGGCUUUGGAGGCCGAGGCGGUGGAUCCGGCCCCAUGAGGAAUCGACAGAACCUGAGUCGCGCUAGAGGCAGACCUACGCCUUACAGCAGGGUAUGAGAAUGUUAGAGGAAUAAGCAGAGAAAUGUUUUCAUAUUGUGUCCCUUCUCCCGCAACCCAAAUGUGUAACGCACGUCGAGCUUCAACAGCCUACGGAAGGAGUGGAGGCCCUCAGCGCCAUUUUGAAUCCAGCCCCGCAUUGUGAAGCUAGUCGUCAGUGAGUGCUCAGUGAGAGGUAUCCUGGCCACGGUGGUGAAAGAAACCCACUUCGUCAAGAGUAUCACUCGAAAGUGUGUUUUCACUGCUUGUCGGAGCGGGAUAUGUGCUCAAGUUCCCGCCAGCGCAGCGACCAGGCGGCCUUUUGUUCGGGGAGUGGGUUCUCAAGCCCUCUGGUGGCUUUUUCUACCAGUUUGCCUGUUACUUGUGGAUGGAAAAGCGGACUUUUACUCCUCUGUUAGUGCCCAAACAAAACCGGUUCUUCGUCUUUUAAAGUGUGAUCGAGUUGGUAGCGAAGCCAAACAAAGCCCCAGUCAAAAUGGCGUGGUUUCAAAAUGGACGCUCACGCAGAGGGGAGAUCUGGCCAUUUUCACUCCUCAUCCAGCACACGGACUCUUCCCCUACUGAGAACUGUUCUGAGGUCCAGGACACAAAGUACCAGCGCUGGAGACGCCGCUGCAUCGAACAGGAGUCCCCGAGUGUCCCGAGGAGCUGGCUUUUCUGGAGGGAGGCGCAGAUGGCGAGAACAAUGGGCAUCUCUGCCUAAACAGCUCCCAGACAAGUGGCAGCACGACAUGUUCGACAACGGCUUCAGUGGCUUCAAUGGUGCUGCUGGGGGCGGCGGGGGAGCUGGUGUGGAAACUGGAGGGAAGCUCCUCGUCUCCAAUCUCGACUUCGGUGUUUCCGAUGCAGACAUUCAGGAACUUUUUGCGGAAUUCGGAACUCUGAAGAAAGCUGCAGUUCAUUACGACCGGUCGGGAAGAAGCUUAGGAACAGCAGAUGUCCACUUUGAAAGGAGAGCUGACGCUCUAAAGGCCAUGAAACAGUACAACGGCAUCCCACUGGAUGGGCGACCUAUGAACAUACAACUUGUCACGUCACAGAUUGACACACAGAGACGGCCGAUGCAGGGGCUGGGCAGAGGGGGUGGCCGUACGAACGUGGUUGUGCGAGGGUUUGGGGGCAUGCAGAGAGGUCGUGGGGGCCGUGGUGCUGGCGGUUUUCGAGGAAGAGGGCGAGGCGGCCGUGGAGCUGGUGGUGGAGCAAAGCAGCAGCUGUCAGCAGAGGAACUCGAUGCCCAGUUAGAUGCCUACAAUGCCAGGAUGGACACCAGCUAAGAGACAAAGUGCUUCCUACUCCUCACCCCUUCCUUUCUGUGCAGAGCAGCGUGGUUGUUACACACGUGCAGAAUAUUUUACACUUGGUCGUCUUCUGGUGUGAUUUGAUGUUGUUCAGACCUUAUUUUAAGUACUCCAAAGUGUUUUUUACCUGUUUUUUUUUUUUUUUUUUUUUUUCUCGAUGAAAAUGGUUUUUGACUGUAGGUUGAACUGGGUUUUGCCAGUUUCCCUCUGCCCUGUAGUAAAUGAAACUUGUAAUAAAAGCCUGCAGUGGGUAUCGACCGAUA
Messenger RNA from Nothobranchius furzeri (turquoise killifish), 1811 nucleotides. It is a transcript of the gene alyref, whose product is annotated as Aly/REF export factor. Gene Ontology annotation, cellular component: nucleus. The record is from RefSeq and is a predicted model, not a curated record. Gene Ontology annotation, molecular function: mRNA binding. Gene Ontology annotation, biological process: mRNA export from nucleus. Lineage: Eukaryota; Metazoa; Chordata; Actinopteri; Cyprinodontiformes; Nothobranchiidae.